CGCAGUGAGGGCUGCAGGCAGUGACAGGCACCGCGGCUGAGGCCUUUGGGCCGGCGUUAUGGAAGAGCUCCGCGAGGUCCAAAGCAACGGCGACGGCGGUGGCCCUGGCGAAGGAGGCACCGCCGCAGCCGCUGGCUCGGAGGCGCUCAGUGCGGGAGAGUACUCGCGGCGUGUACACCAAUGGCUUUGGGACUCGUACUGCGGAUACCUGAGCUGGCAGAGCGGCCUGGCAGCGCUCAUGGCCGGAGCUGCGACCGCGGCCGCCUCUGCUUCUGGCCCGGCCCCCGGCGGGUACUACUACGGCAGCAGCCCCUGCUACUACUUCUUUGCGACCCCUCCGGCCCCCUCUGCCGAGGCCGGCCCCGUGCCCUCCCGCGCGGCCUCGGCUUGGCAACCGCCGACGGGCAGGCAAGCGCCCCUUGCCCAACGAGCGGGCCCCGCCCCCUCCAGCUCGCAGCGGGAAUCCGGCCGGCCGGCAGGUCGUGAAUAUAUUAUUCCAUCCUUGGCCCACAGAUUUAUGGCAGAGAUGGUGGAUUUCUUUAUUCUCUUCUUUAUCAAGGCAACCAUAGUAUUAAGUAUUAUGCACCUUAGUGGAAUUAAGGAUAUCUCCAAGUUUGCAAUGCACUACAUUAUAGAGGAAAUAGAUGAGGACACUUCCAUGGAAGACUUACAGAAAAUGAUGAUUGUGGCUCUUGUCUACAGAUUGCUAGUCUGCUUCUAUGAGAUUAUAUGUAUUUGGGGAGCAGGUGGAGCAACCCCUGGGAAAUUUCUGCUUGGCCUGCGAGUUGUGACAUGUGAUACAUCUGUACUUAUUGCACCAAGUCGCGUCUUAGUGAUUCCGUCCUCUAAAGUGAGCAUGACAACAUCUACAAUACGAGCUUUGAUCAAGAAUUUUUCUAUUGCUUCCUUCUUUCCUGCAUUCAUUACUCUGCUGUUCUUUCACCAUAACCGAACAGCUUAUGAUAUUGUAGCAGGAACAAUUGUGGUAAAAAGACAUAAUGUCAGAUGAUAUCAAGAAAGUCUUGAUUUGCUGUUCAAAUAUGCUGAUUACAUCUUGUUGAUUAUCUUGUUGGAUUUCUGAAUCUCACUCCAGAAUGCCCGUGAAGACAGUGAACUUUUUUUUCAAACAGUGCCAUAAACAUUGGUGGGAAAUGGCACAAGUUUAAUUGGAAAGUAUUUGAACUGAGCAAGAAAACUAGUUGUCUUCAAGACAUUGGCAGUUUUACAGUAAGAGCACUGCACAAGGAAUACUAGUACUACCAUUUGGCGUCUACAAAUCUUCAAAAAGUAGAUUUAUUUUUUAUGAACAUCUGGACUGUUCUUAUUACUGAAGGGUAACCAAAAGGUUUACAGUGUUUGUGAGGGAAGCUAUACUAAAAAAAGUUGUAUCCUCCUAUUUUGUUGGACUGCUAAGGGUUUGCCACUUUAUAAAAGCCUUAUCAUGAAUCGCUUGCACAAGCAUUGUAUUAUUUUAACACUCAAAACUUUUCUGUAAACAUUGUGUUAAAUGUCUUUGCAUGAUGUGGAUCUCUUGAACAUAAUACAAGAAUCACUGAACAUGCCAGCUAACAUGGGAGGCAAGUAAUACUGGUAUUAAUAGGUAAAUAUUGGAAGCUGUAGCAGUAUGACUAUAGAGAUGAUUGCAAUUUUAAUCAUUGGUUUAGAUGGAUAAUAAACUUUUUUAUCUUUUGCCCUCCCAUCGUACAAGCUCUUAUAUAGAUUUUCAUGGAGGCUUAAGAGUUUCUUGUAAAAAAGCACAGAAAAUCGGUGCAAGAAUCUUAGAUUUGUUUCAGAUGUAUUUGGUAAGAGCCAAAAUAAGCUUGAUGGAAGCAAAGAUUUUGCAGAGCAUUUGGCACCUUUUUAUAACAGAAUAGUUAAAAAAGCUAGUUACCGUUUCUAAAGCAAUGCAGGGAAUUUGUGCAACAUUUGAUAAAUAUAAAUAAGGAUCCUUUUCAUUUUAUAUGGUUGUAUGCCUAGAUAACUUAAAUUAUACUUACUGAAUAAAGCAUAUUGUGCAUGUUUUGUUUUUA
Messenger RNA from Varanus komodoensis (Komodo dragon), 2030 nucleotides. It is a transcript of the gene FAM8A1, whose product is annotated as family with sequence similarity 8 member A1. The record is from RefSeq and is a predicted model, not a curated record. The coding region runs from base 59 to 1009 and encodes 316 amino acids. The transcript has 5 exons. Lineage: Eukaryota; Metazoa; Chordata; Lepidosauria; Squamata; Varanidae.